CGUACCCAGCUAUCAAAUGCAAAAAUGUCUGGGUCUGGAAGGAUGCAAGGUUUGUCAUGCACAUUUUGCAUGACUUCUCCUGAUGCCUUCGAUGCAUGCCCUAGCAUCACAGAUCUUGUGAAGGCUUUCUGAUGCCUAUAACGCAUGAGAAAUGCCCUCUCGCCGUGGCCAAAACCAGACCUCUUUUGCUGUUCAUGCAAUACAGAUUCUUAGAUAAUGCAGACGCAGCAUCACAAGUUGCAUUGUACCAGACCCAGACAUUUUUACAUAUGAUACCAGCCCAGGGGUACGAGGGUUUGUUGGAGCUGGCGCUAUUGCAAGGAAAAAUCCCCCCUCCCCAUAUCAAAACGAAAUUUCUGAUGCUGGAUUUGUGUACACAAAUCAGCUUUGUAUUGCAGGAAUGCAUUGCGGUCAGAUCCCCAGACUAGGUAGGGCCGUACGGGUCUAGUUGCCCAGCAUGGCAAACGGCUCCCCUUUAAGCCCAACAGCGUGACAAAUCACUUCCAUAAUGGGGCGGAAGCUUCUGCCCUUGUCUUCUUGCAAGACGCAUGCGAUUUGUGACCUCAAAUCAGCAACACAGAUUUUCGGAAACAUAGCUUUUCAAUAUGGGGAGGGGGGAUUUUUCAUUUUGAUAGGCGCACAUGGGAACCUACACCCCGGAAGUGCCCUAUGGGAGUGUCAGCAUCGAAAUCGUCAAAGUUGAAAUAGUUUCUCAUGCAUAAAAUGCGACGCAGAGGGUGCCUCUACUGCAGAGGAUGCAAGGGAGGCAGAGUAUAGUCCGGCUACGGGUCAAGAGUUGUGUUGCUUAUUAGCAUGACAGAGGGACGAGCCCUUUUGCCGUAAACAGCAUGACAGACUUGCUUUAGUAGAGACAAACAAAAUUUGUCAUGCGCCGGCUAUAAACUGUUUAUGUCAACAUGCGCAGUCUGUUUAUGUCAUGCGCCGGCUAUAAACUGUGGGCCUAACAACUGGAGGUAUCGAUUUUAUGCAUAUACAAAUAAGUAAAUUUCAAGUUUGUCGAUUUUCAGUUCUGACGCUUCCAUAUGCCCUUUUGCCCUGAGUGGGGGCGGGUCGAGAACUACGACUACUACCUCGGAGACCUGUGCUAUCGCAAGAAAAAAGUGUUGCAGUUACACACAUAGUCUAUGCAGGCCACGCAAGACAGACCAGCUCUGUCAUGCCGGAUACGCAUAGAAGCCUCGUUCUUUCAUAGGUGUUUGCCCGUAGGAUUUCUGCAUUACAAGUUUUCUCUCUCAUGAGGAGAAAUUCUGCUGAAUUGACUACAGGUGUGUAACUGUAAACACUUUUUUCCUGGGAUAUGUGCCACAUCCAUCUGAACCGGGAUCCGUACGCCCAAUGGACUCUGAAGGACUACAAUACACAAAAUUGGAAUCCGCCGGACUCUGCGUCGACGGCCAUGACCCUGGAGCAGGUUAACCAGGCUUCCCGACUUUGCCAGCAAGCCCACGCUUACGUAAAUUGGUU
Amoebophrya sp. A120 is the source of this 1485-nucleotide messenger RNA. Lineage: Eukaryota; Dinophyceae; Syndiniales; Amoebophryaceae. The record is from the annotation of a GenBank genome assembly.